CCCAAUUGAACAUUUUUAAAGCAUGCGACAAACUUGCAAUAUCAUCAGGAUCUUGGUUGCAAGAUGAGGUGAUGGCAACACGAGGUUAUGCUUUAUUGCUCCCUUCACGAGUUGGAGAGCUGAAAACCGAGCUUCCGCCUCAAGGUGGCAGCAAAGGCACGUCAGUGACGCUUCACGUUUACAGCGUGUCUGCAAGUCAGACGGUUCGCAAGGUGAACCGUUUCCUGGGCCACCUUAGCACGGGUGCUUUUCAUACGGCUGUGGAAGUUCAUGGCAAGGAGUGGAGCUAUGGCUUUGCCGAGAAAGGUAGCGGAGUUUUUUGCUGCAAUCCCAAAGAAUCUUCUCUUGCAAACAGAGAUAUGUGGCUGUGUUCUGUUGGCUGUCAAUAUUGUUACCCCAGGUUGCUUUGUUGGUUAUGGAUGGGCAAGAUAGCAUGCCACAUAACAUCCUACUGCUAAAUCAACACGAGUACAAAGCUUGAUGGUUGCACCUCAGGAAUGUGGGGCUCAUAUUUAUCUUUACUCUCUGCCCAUGGGUUCAACAUUUUUGUCUCAGCAGACUGUCCUUGCCUUGAUUGGGCGGCUUUUUGGCUGAAUCUGAGAGACCUUGCUCGAAUAUGGCGCCAAAUAGUUUCAGGUGUCCAGAUCGACUUGAUUUGCACAUGAAUUGUUGGUGAAGCAGAAUGCCCUGCUUUGCGGGGCUAUUAUAGGGCUAUACUUGUCAGGUUGGCAAAGGAGUGGCAAGGG
Messenger RNA from Durusdinium trenchii, 746 nucleotides. The record is from the annotation of a GenBank genome assembly. Lineage: Eukaryota; Dinophyceae; Suessiales; Symbiodiniaceae.